Peromyscus californicus insignis is the source of this 1735-nucleotide messenger RNA. It is a transcript of the gene Polr1e, whose product is annotated as RNA polymerase I subunit E. Gene Ontology annotation, biological process: nucleolar large rRNA transcription by RNA polymerase I; RNA polymerase I preinitiation complex assembly; transcription elongation by RNA polymerase I. The coding region runs from base 234 to 1478 and encodes 414 amino acids. Gene Ontology annotation, molecular function: DNA binding. The record is from RefSeq and is a predicted model, not a curated record. The transcript has 12 exons. Gene Ontology annotation, cellular component: RNA polymerase I complex. NCBI's taxonomy places the organism in Eukaryota, Metazoa, Chordata, Mammalia, Rodentia, Cricetidae.
GGCGGCGUCUGCCAUGCUGGACGGACAGACUGAAGACAUGGAGACCGAGGUGCAACAGAGUGCAAGGUGGCUGUACUGUGGGGAGCCUGACGACAGGCAGAAAGCUGUGCUGGGUAAAGACUGCGGAACCGGACCGGCCUAGCCCUAUCCCCUUCUGUCUGGGCACCGCGUAGCCCUCUUGCCCACUGCCUGGAGCUGGGACAGAGCCCCAGCCAUCCUCCCAUUCCUCUGUCAUGACUUCACAGCUACGCGGGGACACUUCUCAGGGCAAUGCCCAGGACCUGGCCAUCUCACCAGUCCAGUUCUCCAAUGGGAAGCUGCAGAACCCAGGCAACAUGCGCUUCACCUUGUACAACAGCACCGACUCGGUAAACCACAGGCUGAAGAAUCAGCGGAUCCUGGCAGCUGAAACAGACAGGCUCUCCUAUGUUGGGAACAAUUUUGGGACUGGCGCCCUCAAAUGCAACACUCUUUGCAGACACUUUGUGGGAAUUCUUAAUAAGACCUCUGGCCAGAUGGAAGUAUAUGAUGCUGAGUUGUUCAACAUGCAGCCACUCUUUGCUGAAGAUGCUAUUGAGUAUGAGCCUCCUCAGGAGAAUCAGACCAAGACUUUCAGGGAAAAGUUGGAUUCUUGCAUUGAAGCCUUUGGAAGCACCAAGCAGAAGCGGUCCCUGAACUCCAGGAGAAUGAACAAAGUUGGCAGCGAAUCUUUGAAUCUCACAGUAACUAAAGCCGCAGAGAACAUCAUUGAUACAAAGGGUGUGAAUGCUCUGGUCAGCGAUGCCAUGCAGGAUGACCUGCAGGAUGACUCCCUCUACCUCCCUCCCUGCUAUGCUGAUGCAACCAAGCCCGAAGACGUGUACAGAUUCGAAGACAUUCUGUCCCCGGCUGAGUAUGAUGCUCUUAAGAGCCCAUCCGAAGCGUUCAGAAAGGUCACAUCAGAAGACAUCCUGAAGAUGGUUGAGGAGAACAGCCACUGUUCCUUCGUCAUCGAAAUGCUGAAGUCGCUGCCGUCAGAUGAGGGGCGUCGAGACCGGCAGGCCCGGAGCAUCUGGUUUCUAGAUGCCCUCGUCAGAUUUCGAGCUCAGAAAGUGAUAAAGGGGAAAAGUGCCCUGGGGCCUGGAAUCCCCCACAUCAUCAACGCCAAGCUGCUGAAGCACUUCACCUGCCUGACCUACAACAGCGGCAGUUUACGGAACUUAAUUUCAAGUUCUAUGAAGGCCAAGAUCACUGCGUAUGCAAUCGUACUUGCCUUGCACAUAAAUAACUUCCAGAUAGACCUGACAGUGUUGCAGGGGGACCUGAAACUCAGUGAGAAAAGGAUGAUUGAGAUAGCAAAAGCCAUGAGGCUGAAGAUCUCCAAAAGAAAGGUGACCCUGGCAGAUGGCAGGGAAGAGGAUCACAAACUGGGCACUCUGUCUGUCCCCCUGCCUCCGGUCCAGACCUCAGACCGCUCAAAGCGGAAGAAGAUGAGCUAGAUGUUUCCAGACGGGCUGUUCUGGCCACUCCCAUUUUUAUUUUCUGAAAGGAAGCUGACUGGAUGUUGUGGGACUUAUCUAUAACCCAAGUACUCAGGAGACUGAGGCAGGAGGAGAAUUGCAGAGCCUGGGCCUGUCUGGGACUCUGCUGUGCUCCACGACCCCUGAGGCCUUACACAUGGUUAUCAUGCCUGAAGCCAGCAUCCCAGUUAUACCUCUCAUGCAGAAAUUAAAGCGAUGGCCCAGGUUUGACUCCA